AUGGCUUCCACACCACCGCCGCCAUCACCCUCUGCACUUCGAGUUCCUCGCGCUCCGCGCCAUGGGCCCAAGCUCGACGACUACGAGCCCUAUCCCACUCGUUAUUCUACUAGACUUGCAAGCCAGCGCAUAGCAAGGGCCGCUCACACUACUCCGCCUCCAAGUCUCUCAAAUCCUUCUGCGAAAUCAGGAGCGCCUAAAAGAACGCUUUCGCCCACUUCGCCUGAGACUGUGAAACCUUCGUCUAAAAAGGCAGCACAAAGUCAUGCAUCUUCUUCCUCUCGCAUCUCUUCUUCCAACUCUGCUCCUUCAAUUUCCCGCACUUCUUCACACCAACCUUCUCGUUCAUCAGCAGAACGUGCUUUACCCACUCCUGUGAAAACUCCUUCAAGAAAGAAGGAUAUUCCUUCUGGAGCUGCCACCCCUCGUACUCUUUUCCCUCCAAGUGCAACCUCCAAGCGCAGAAAGAUGGACACUCACAAGCAGGCAGACGAAGUUCGUCCCAUCUCCAAAAAAUUUCAGGUUUAUUCUGAUGAGAUUCAGGAGGACAAACCUGCUACUGCUCCGGGUGGCAUUGCCAUCCACACUGAUUCGCGCGAUCGCAUCCCUGUGCCUGAUGAAGUACUCAAACUAUUCGCCAAGAAACCUGAAACCUCUGGCACUGGACGAGCGACUCGAUCGACCCCUGCGCGGAGGGAAAUAACCCCUGAUGGCGCUUGGUAUCUCUGUCGUGGAAAUCCAAUCUUCAAGCGCUUCGAUGACAUGGAAGAGUCUGAUGACGAUGAAUCUGAUCUUGGCCUGUUCGCCAAUCGCCCGGAUCUUCUGGAAAAGAACCCGGACUGUCUGAAGGACAUCAAGUCGCUCAAACGUAGCGAAAUCAAACCGAGGAUGCUCUUUGCUCGCUCGGAUCCUCCAGCUUAUCCCCCACAUGGCAACCCCAAUGUCAUCAACACCAACACCAACACUGCUCCUCCUCAUGACGCCGAGGAAGAUGUCACCGAUGUGGAGGAAAACGAGGCCGAUCCCUUUGAUGUUAACCCAGAGAGCGACGACUGUGUUCCCGGUGUCACCCCUCAAGGAUCCCUUUACAAUGGCACUCCCUUCACAUGCGACUUGCUUGAUGAAACCCCUGUGGGUAACGGCACCCUUCUCCGUUGGUUGAGAUCCUCCCGGCAGAAGCAUGAUCGUGACCAGGAAACUCCCGCUGAGCGCCUGAAGCGCCAUCGAGAAACCCGUGGCAGUCCUAAUCCCCGCACCCGCACUCGAGCCCGCACACGGAUGGCCCACCGCGCUGAAGCUGAAGUUGAGGGUCUUGAUGCCCGGAUCCCCGCCGAGAGUUCUACUGAUGCAUAA
Molecule: messenger RNA, 1353 nt
Organism: Penicillium olsonii
Lineage: Eukaryota; Fungi; Ascomycota; Eurotiomycetes; Eurotiales; Aspergillaceae
Source: the annotation of a GenBank genome assembly